AUGAUUAACUUUUUCAGCAGAGUUUAAAUAAUAAUAUGUUUAAUUAUAAGAAAAUGGAAAAAAGCAUUUGCCCCUGAUAAUAUAUGGUAGGUUUGUGUUUGCGAUCAACCUAUUCCAAAUUAAAGCGUGAUGACAUUUAAAUUUCAAAUUCUGCAAAUGCACUAGUUUUAUUCUGGUAUCUGCUUUAGAGAUAUUAUUUCAAAAGAUUUUAAUGGAUAUGUUUCAAAAAUUGGUCAUGGGUAUUAUAUGAAACUAUAUAAGAUACUAUUUGAUGUGUAAGGAUGGUUUUGUGUAUUCUCAUCAUGACAAUGAAAAAAUGGAAAACCUUUAGGAUUCAAAUAUGCAGUAAAUGAUAUUAUAGAUAUAAUAGUUGA
Messenger RNA from Paramecium octaurelia, 374 nucleotides. The record is from the annotation of a GenBank genome assembly. Lineage: Eukaryota; Ciliophora; Oligohymenophorea; Peniculida; Parameciidae.